Molecule: messenger RNA, 1569 nt
Organism: Cordyceps fumosorosea ARSEF 2679
Lineage: Eukaryota; Fungi; Ascomycota; Sordariomycetes; Hypocreales; Cordycipitaceae
Product: Cytochrome P450
Exons: 4
Coding region: 1-1569 (522 amino acids)
Molecular function (GO): oxidoreductase activity, acting on paired donors, with incorporation or reduction of molecular oxygen; monooxygenase activity; iron ion binding
Source: RefSeq, a predicted model, not a curated record
AUGAAUCUUACCAAAGGUGCGAGCGACGCUCAUGAUAAUGGCACCAACAGCCACUGGCAAUUGUACCUGCCGUAUCUCUCUGCAUUGGUAGCACUUGCUCUUGCCAGUAACAUAUUCUGGAACUACCACCGGCUGAGUUCCUUUCGCGGUUCCUCCCGGGCUGCGGUAUCGAGCCUACCCCAUCGCCUGGCCAUGCUCCGCGGCGAAAGCCACUUGUUCUAUGCGGAAGCAAACAAUAAGUAUGGUCCGAUCGCGCGGGUGGCUCCCAACAUCCUCACAACCUCGUCGCCGGAGGUCUGGGCGCACGUCAAUAACACGGCUGGAUACAAGCGCUCUGAUUGGUAUUACAACGCCGUCCGUAUUGAACAUCGCAGAGACAAUGUUUUUAGUCAGACCGACAAUGCGAAGCAUGACAUGAGGAGGAAGCAGAUGGCGCCCGGGUAUUCUGGCCGAGAGAAUGCCCAUCUUGAAGACUCGAUCGAUGAGUGCCUGGACCAGUUUCUGAAGCUCCUGCGAACGAGAUACAUAUCGUCCGACGAAAAGACCAUGCCGAUCGACAUGGGGCGCAAGGUUCAGUUCUUCACGCUGGAUGUCAUUAGCAAGAUUGGCCUCGGCACGGCUUUUGGUAUGUUGCAAGCCGACAAGGACGUCGACAAUUAUCUACAGUCGAGCGAGGAGGGACUGUCCAUCGGCAACACGGCGCUGGCCCUGGGCUUCAGCUGGUUGACCCAUGUGCCUUGGCUAGGCCAGUUCAUCGCGCCGUCGCCAAAUGACGGCAGCGGCUUCGGCAAGAUGAUGGCCACCUGCUUCCGGCUCGUCGACGAGCGCGUCGCCAAGCCCGCGGACGAGCGCUCCGACAUGCUGGCCUCGUUCAUCCGGCACGGCCUCGCCGGCCACGAGCUGCGGACGGAGGCGCUGGAGCAGAUCAUUGCCGGGUCCGACACGACCGCCACGGCCAUCCGCGCGACACUGCUCUACGUCAUGACCAAUCCGCGGGUGUGUCGCAAGCUUCAAGAGGAGGCCGACGACGCCGUGCGCAGCCAGCUCGUCCCAGGCCAGGCCGCCGGCCUCAUAACGGCGGCGCAGGCCAGAAAGCUGAGGUAUCUGCAAGCUGUGAUCCGAGAGGCGACGCGUCUGAGCCCGCCCGUUGCCAACAUCUUCUCUCGCGAUGUUCCGCCGGGCGGUGAUACGGUCAUCGUUGAUGGCCAGGCACACUUCAUACCGGGCGGCACCUGCAUUGGCUACUCUGCGUAUGCGAUGCAUCGUAGCCGAGACAUAUACGGAGCAGAUGCGGAUGUGUUUCGCCCAGAGCGUUGGCUGGAAACCGACGAGGAGAAGCUUCGCGUAAUGACGUUUACGAAUGAACUCGUUUUUGGUCACGGCAAGUUUCGUUGCCUGGGACAAAAGGUCGCGCAGAUGGAGAUUAGUAAACUUAUCUUCGAGACUUUCCGACAACUCGACCUGGCGAUAAUCAACCCUACGCAGCCCUGGACGAGCCACAACUGCCUUGGCUUGUUCCAAAUUUCCAACAUGUGGGUUCAAGUGACGGAGCGAAAGGAGCUGUUUUGA